AUGAAUUAUAAUCUAUCCAAGUAUCCAGACGACGUGUCGAGACUUUUCAAGCCAAGGCCACCUUUAUCUUACAAAAGACCAACCGAUUACCCAUAUGCGAAGAGACAAACAAAUCCAAAUAUCACUGGCGUUGCAAACUUACUAUCAACCUCUUUGAAGCACUAUAUGGAGGAGUUUCCUGAAGGAUCUCCAAACAACCAUCUCCAAAGAUACGAAGACAUCAAACUUUCCAAGAUCAAAAAUGCUCAAUUGUUAGACCGGAGACUACAAAAUUGGAAUCCUAACGUUGACCCUCAUAUCAAGGACACAGAUCCCUACAGAACGAUAUUUAUUGGGAGGCUACCAUACGAUCUUGACGAAAUUGAACUGCAAAAGUAUUUUGUUAAGUUUGGCGAGAUCGAAAAAAUUAGGAUAGUCAAGGACAAGAUAACCCAGAAGAGUAAAGGCUACGCCUUCAUAGUUUUCAAAGACCCAAUAAGUAGUAAAAUGGCAUUCAAGGAGAUUGGAGUACACAGAGGUAUCCAAAUCAAAGACAGAAUCUGCAUAGUCGACAUAGAAAGAGGCAGAACCGUUAAAUAUUUCAAGCCAAGAAGAUUGGGCGGCGGCCUAGGAGGCAGAGGCUAUUCCAACAGAGACAGCAGGCUUCCAGGAAGGUUUGCAAGCGCAAGUACAUCAAAUCCCGCCGAAAGAAAUUAUGCUCCCAGGCUGCCACGCAGGGAAACUUCUUCCUCCGCAUAUAGCGCUGAUAGAUACGGCAGUUCCACAUUGGACGCGAGGUACCGUGGAAACAGGCCAUUGCUCUCCGCCGCCACUCCUACUGCUGCUGUUACUUCUGUAUAUAAAUCUAGAAACUCACGGACUCGAGAGUCUCAACCAGCUCCCAAAGAAGCGCCCGACUAUUGA
This is a messenger RNA of Saccharomyces cerevisiae S288C, 903 nucleotides long. RefSeq names its product U1 snRNP complex subunit SNP1 (gene SNP1). The coding region runs from base 1 to 903 and encodes 300 amino acids. The record is from RefSeq and is marked reviewed. NCBI's taxonomy places the organism in Eukaryota, Fungi, Ascomycota, Saccharomycetes, Saccharomycetales, Saccharomycetaceae. Gene Ontology annotation, molecular function: nucleic acid binding; RNA binding. Gene Ontology annotation, cellular component: nucleus. The transcript has a single exon.